Molecule: messenger RNA, 960 nt
Organism: Nezara viridula (southern green stink bug)
Lineage: Eukaryota; Metazoa; Arthropoda; Insecta; Hemiptera; Pentatomidae
Source: the annotation of a GenBank genome assembly
AUUAUUCAACAAUUUUUUUUUUACACUUAUUAAAAGUUUGUCUUAGUUUUUCAUUGGUUUAUUCAGAUGAAAGCGGUUGAAGUUAACAAGAUCAUUACAUCUGUUAUUGAAGACAUUCAUAAAAUUAAUGAUAUUAGUUCAGUUAACAAAAGAUAUGAAGGCAAGCUUGUCUACCUUUAUGGGUUCAUUGAAGUGGAAGAACCUUUAACUGAACCAGAGUAUGGAUUAUCUGUACCUGCUGUUAUACUGAAACGCCGUGUUCAAAUGUACCAAUGGGUUGAGAAAAAGGAAGAGUCAACUGUGGUAUCGAGUAAUAGCAUGCCAUUUGAGAUUUAUCAUUAUGAAACUGAAUGGAGGGAUAAACUUUUGGACAGUUCUAAAUUUCAUAGUAAGAGUGGCCAUGAUAAUCCUAAAGAAUUUCCAGUGAACAGUUAUGUUUACGUAAGUCCCAAUGUUAAAAUUGGAGCUUUUACUCUAAGUAAAGAGAUAAAAAAUAAGUUUAAGGAUUUUACUUUAAUAACAAGUGAUGAACGUCCUGAAAGACAUGAUAUCAAGAUGCAUGCUGGACUUUAUUAUCAUACCUUGGAUGUGUGGGAUCCCAAAGUGGGUGAUAUUCGCUUACAAUUUUCAUAUGCUGGAAACACUGGUGAUGCUGUGAGCAUUAUAGCCACUCAAACAGGAAAAACAUUGGGAGGAAAUCAUUUAUUACUUUUAGAAAAAGGAAAAAUUUCUCCUGAAGAAAUGAUAACUAAGGAACAUAACUGGAAUAUGUGGUUGAUACGGCUUUAUAGAACAUGUGGAUGGGUUUGCUUAUACAUGGCUUCUUCAUUUUUUAAAUCAUUAUUUUUUUAUAUUGGUAAUAUUUUUAUUUAUUCUUGUAUAUUAAUUACUAAUAACUUUCAAAGUAAGAAAUUAGUUAAUGCUUUUAAUUGUAAAAAUUCAUUUAACCUCAUAAAAUAA